AUGGAUCGGUAUCUCACCGUCUUCUCCUUGAAGCCCAAGGAUGGUUCGACGGCGGACUCGGCAGUGCAGGACUUCAGCGUGAAGGACCUGACGCGAAUCUACAAAGGGCCGGAGCUCCUCAUGAACGCGCCAUCUCUAGGUGUUUUGGCCCAGCACUGCGUUGCACUGGACACCACGCGGGCAGAUCGAAGGGUAAUCUUCGUCUUCGAUGAGCCCUUGGAACGGGACAAGUUUUACACCUGCCUGAAGAUUCUGCGGAUGUCAGCGGUCGGUGGCACCGGCCGUGUGGGCGGAAGCACCGCUCGAUGGCUCAGAAAGCUGGCGGAGGAAGAGAAACUGGAGGAUUUUGAGCUGGCGGUCGCCGGGCGCAGCCGCGAAAACUAUGCGCAGUUCGCUCAGCGAUGGCCAGGGGAGGAGUGCGGCGCGGCGCCGCAAUUCGUAGAAAUCGACCACACCAACCGGGACUCGAUUCGAGAGGUGCUAAACGCCAGAGACUGGGACCUUCUGGUGCACACCGCUGGGCCCUUUCAGGGCAUCCAGCGGCCGCUCCUUUUGGAAGAGGCGUUAAAGUCCGGGACGCCUUAUGUGGAUGUCUGUGAUGACACCGAGCUUUGCAAGACAGCCAAAGAGCUCUGCCCCGAGCUGGAAGAGGCGAAAGUCCCCGCGGUGGUGUCUGCUGGAAUUUGGCCGGGAGUUUCGGCCCUGAUGGUGUGCGAGGCUGUCGAACGACUUGGUGGCAGCGCGGAGGAUGUUGAGAUGUGUUUCUAUACGGCGGGAACCGGUGGGGCGGGUCCGACGAUCGUCAGCGCCACGUUUUUGCUUCUGGCAGAGCCGCCGCUCAACUUCAAGGAUGGGCGCGAAGUCCGUGCCGAGCCUUGGGGCAACCGGCGGCUCGUCGACUUCGGUCGGAAUGUAGGGAGGCAGCACGUCCACCUUCUGGACGAGCCUGAGGUCUACACCUGCCACCGCUGCUUGGGCAUCCCCAACAUCACUUCCAGCUUCGGCACGGCGCCUGAUGUGUGGAACCUGAUGUUCGGUGCCGUGCGGAUCCUUCCGAAGUCGGUUCUCGGGAACCGUGGCCUCAUGCAGGGAGUGGCGAACUUCUCGAUGCCCAUCAUCUCGGCCGUCGACAGGUUGGUGGGGGCCACGAAUGCGAUGCGCGUGGACGCUCGAAGCGAGACGGGCGAGGCCGUGACGUUGCGAAUCACGCACUCGGACUUGGAGGACUGCGUGGGUUUGGCAACGGCUGCUUUCGGCUUGGAGGUGCUCCAGGGCCAGGUGCCGCCAGGUGCUUGGUUCCCUGCCGAGAUGGCUGCGAACCGCGCCAGAAUUUUCCAAAGGGUCCGGCACGGAAGCAUCAACUGGGAGAUGUGA
Molecule: messenger RNA, 1374 nt
Organism: Symbiodinium sp. CCMP2592
Lineage: Eukaryota; Dinophyceae; Suessiales; Symbiodiniaceae
Source: the annotation of a GenBank genome assembly